Molecule: messenger RNA, 798 nt
Organism: Acanthosepion pharaonis
Lineage: Eukaryota; Metazoa; Mollusca; Cephalopoda; Sepiida; Sepiidae
Source: the annotation of a GenBank genome assembly
AUGGAAGUCGAUCGUGUGGUACGCUGCUUUUUCAACGCAUGCGUGUCUCUCUCUCUCUCUCUCUCUCUCUCUCUCUCACAUACACACACACACACACACAUGCGAUUUGGGCAUUCGAGCAGAAUUGGCUUGCAAAGUGCUGAUUCAUUUCUAGCUCCGCGGGCCUGGCACAGUUCCACAUCCAUUUUCCUGUCCUUAGUCUUUCUUCUUUGUCUUUCCAUUCUUGCUUUUUUUUUUUUUUUACCUUCUUGCUUUCUCCGGUUCAUCCGCUCCGCUCUCGACUCUCAAUAUUUUCCUCGGCUUUUCCAUUUUACGCUUGAACAUUCAAGUCUCUUUCCUUUAAGGCGAGCAGCCUUUCUUAAUGAAAAGCGGGCAAAGAUGCCCGAUUUGCAACGUACAUUUGAUUCGCUCGGCCAAACAGAGAUCUAUCUAUCUAUCUAUCUAUCUAUCUAUCGAUCUAUAUCAACCUGUUCAUAUCCAUCUAUGUUUUUUCAUGUCUGUCUGUCUAUCGCAUCCUGUUCAUUUCUAACUACCUAUCUAUAUUUUUAUCAUGUCUGUUUGUUUAUCUAUACAAUCCUCUCCAUAUCUAUCUAUCUAUCUAUCUAUCUAUCUAUCUAUCUAUCUAUCUAUCUAUCUAUCUAUCCCAACCGUUUCAUAUCUAUCCGUCUGUCUGUCUGUCUAUGUAUCUAUAUCGUCAUGUUCAAAUAUAUCUAUUUCAACUUGGUCAUAUCUAUCUAUCUAUCUAUCUAUCUAUCUAUCUAUCUAUCUAUCUAUCUAUCUAUCUAUGUGUCUGUCUGA